UCUCACCAUAGACUGCAGGCAUCCCACAACGCACAGAAUACAGAACCAGGCGGAGACUACAGGGCUCUACCUUCACUACGGACGUUCCUCUUUGGGAUUUCGUGUGGCACAUUUUACCCUUUUAUUUGAAGUACCGUGUCAUUGAACGUUACAAUUAUGAAGGAAAGGAGAAAUACGCAGCCGUUAGUCGUGAGAUGUAAACUGGUGCUUGUUGGGGAUGUUCAAUGCGGAAAAACUGCGAUGUUGCAAGUCCUCGCAAAGGAUUGUUAUCCCGAGACCUACGUACCCACGGUGUUCGAGAACUACACAGCGUGUCUGGAACUGGAAGAACAGCGCGUGGAGCUCAGUCUGUGGGACACGUCAGGUUCUCCCUACUACGACAACGUGAGGCCUCUGUGUUAUAGCGACUCCGACGCUGUGCUCCUCUGUUUCGAUAUCAGCCGCCCGGACACCUUCGACUGCGGACUUAAGAAGUGGAAGACAGAGAUUCUUGAUUUCUGCCCCAGCACACGCAUACUCCUCAUUGGCUGUAAGACCGACCUGCGCACAGAUGUCUGCACUCUAAUGGAGCUGUCGAAUGUGAAACAGGUCCCCAUCACCUAUGAGCAGGGUUCCUCUAUGGCCAAGCAGCUGGGGGCCGGAGCCUACCUGGAGUGCUCAGCCUUCACCUCAGAGAAGAGCAUCCACAGCGUGUUCCGCACGGCCGCCCUGGCCUGCAUCAACAACCUGCAGCCCACCACCAAGCCCAGCCCAGCCCGGCGCCUCUCCAAGAGACUCCUCCACCUCCCCAGCCGCUCUGAGCUGCUGUCCUCCACCUUCAAGAAGGAGAAGACCAAGAGCUGCUCCGUCAUGUGAGUGGAGACGUGGGGCGGGUUGCGGGGGGGUCGAUGCUCCCCCCUCCCACACGCUGCACCGAUUGUCCCCCGACCAGUUGGCUCGGGGAAGGGGGGGAGGGUUUCAUCGAGAGAAGGCUGUUCUUCCAUGUUGAAUCCUUCCUCACCCCCCCUCAAAGGGAAAUCAACUCAGAACAGGUGGACACCUCGCUGUCCACGUUGUCCUGAUCUAUUCUCCAGUGCAUAUCUCAUAUUUCCCACUACAGUAUCUUGGCAUUUUGAUCAUCAGCAAAUCAUUUAUUUUUCUGUCGCAGCGAGGAUGCGCAACCCCAGUGGUGUGACGUCACUGCUCCUCAGGCACAUGUUGAUUUAUCCAAAUUGGAAAAAAAUGUGCGACGGAUGACAAUGUAGUAUCUUCAGAUGUAAAAAGGCCUAAAAAAGACGAUUCCUAUUUUUACACAAAAUCUAACAUGAUUAUACACCAGAUGUUAGUAAAUACCAUAUCCCUGCCAAACAGCAGAGUGGACUUUAAAGUGUAGCCAUGUGACCAAAUCGAUUACCAAAUAGGUGUUUGUGCUCUUCUUGAUUUAAGCCCAGUAGGGGCUGACUGAUGGAGGCAGAAGUGUUUCAUUUGACCACAGAGAGAAUAGAGGUCCGUAACGCUUCAUUGUCUCAGCCGUGAGGGAAGGAGAUCUAGACACAUAGGGGCUGAUUAAGUGGAAAGAGACGCGAACGGGCAGACAGAAAGACAAACAGGCAGGCAAGCAGACAGGCAGAAAGAGGUCUACAUUUUGAAGUGCGAGCCAGGUUCCUCACUGGAACACCAGACUGAAGAGACAAAGAUUGAAACUGAUAGAGCUGACAUUUGGGAUAAAGGUAGAAAAGGAAAGCAUAAAAAAAAUGGAAAUGAACUGGAGCAGCCAGACUGGGGCCAUAGACAUGAGAACAUGGAUUUCCAGUGCUCUCCCACCAUUAGAGUGAGGAGGACCGUUGGAUGAUGAGUGCUUCAAUAAAGAGGACCUGGUUCUAACCAUGGACAGAACACGGUUUAGUAUUCAUUAGUGGAGUUAUGUUGGCACUGUGGGAAAUUCUCCUUUAAAGAGGCAAUCUGCAGUUUGAACAGCCGCAGAGACGCCACCCAGCCACUGAAUUUACUCGCCUGUUUGAAAUUAGAAGAUGCUGUUUAAAACCUGCCAGGGCCAAAUCCACAGGGGAAAUGUGAUUUCCAGUCCACAGCAGGAAGUCUUGUAGCAUUGCGUUAUAGUCUUCUUUUUGAUAAUCAACCAAGAUCAAGCAGUAUGCAGUGUCUAUAAUGGCCUUCUUAACAAGUUCAGCCUGAUUGUUGAAAAUGCAGUUGUUGAUUUAUUUAUGUUUUCAACAGUCGCAUGUAGCACUCCAUAUCAUUUAGUCUCCACUCUUCCGAAUGUUUCUUUUCUUCCCCCACUCACUUGAUUCUCAAAUACACCUACAAAUGAGCAUCACUUGAAUUCCAGCAACAAGAGGUUAGCCGUCUGGUCCCGUGUGUCGCUAAACCACGAUCAUUUUUACCCCCUUAAAACUUUUGGCUUCAUGUGUGUUCCUAACGAAUGGCAUCGACCUCUGCUUUCGCCAUCAAGCAAUAACCAUUCAAGUGACAGUGAAGUCGACGGAUUGACUGCCAAUAACAGUGCAGCUCUGUGAUGAAUAUGUGAUGAUUAAAUAUGUCGUGUUGCUACUCCGUGGACACAGAGCGGUGGGGGAAACAACCGGAGCGGCUGUCUGCGGGUAAAAUCAACAUCCGAUCUGUGUUCAACCCUUUCUUUCUAACCGUUCCGUCCGUAGCCACUGGUAUCUAGGGUGACCAAUAACAUCGUCGCUCUAUCACUAAAAGAGUUUCGCAUUUUUUUCCGUGAUGUUUUGAAUACGCCAGCGAAUCUGUGCUUUCACUUCAGCUGUACAGUAUCGCUGGGAGAUUAGUGAGUAGGUAAUAGGAAGGAAACGAGGAGAGAUCUGGAACACUAGACACCAGCUGCUGUUGGCUUGUGUUUUGUUUUUGGUUAUGUGGUUGUCUCCUAACUUUUAACAACGGAAAGGGCUAGGACAUACGGAAGUACGAAUCUGCAGAGUUAGAAGUCAAAAGAAAAUGCACAGGCCGGCCCUGUCCAAAGAAAGAUAUUUUUCCAUUUCUGAUUUUAUUGUGUUUUUAUUUUGGUAUUGAACUUGAAUUGAAUCCUUGGUUUUGUUUUGGCUCUGUAACUGAGUGAUCGUUAGCUCACUAUUUGAUUGGCUGUGGACAGCCCAUGUGGCAGUAAGUCACACAGUCACCAUGACUACAGGUGGGAUUUGAUUUGCACAAAGGCUCUAGAUCCUUGGUCACACACUGGAAUUCCUCAGCAUUGCCUAGCAACAGUUCAACACGGGACACCAAUUCAGACCCAUGCUAGCUCGUCGGUUCGUUCGUGGCAGAGACGGAUGGAAAUAGGGGGUAUUGUGCGAGGGUGCAUAUCCAUUGUAACUCCAGAUGCUGCUUCGAUUUCAUGGGUCAAGUUCUUGGAAUGACAGUUACGAGUAUUGUUUAUAUGAGUUUCCGCCUUUAGUUCACUUUUAGUUUGCCGUUUCAAGUCCGGCGCUCAUUCAGGUGGAUCAGAUGUUGGACAUGGAAGCAUUCCACAGAUCAUAUCAGUUAAUAUUCAGCCAGCCGUUGUGUAGUACAGUCAGUGUGUGGUACAAUGUUGACCGUCUUACUCCUAGCAUGUCCUAAAAAAAGUUGUUUUAUUGUACAUAUAUUGUUUUAUAAUAUUUGUAAAGACAUCUUUACAGAAUGUCGCAGAAAAUGUCUGUUUGAGAUGAGAUAAAUAUGUUGUUGUUGAUCUAAAUAUUUAUUUGAUAGCUACUGCUAUUUGUUAUGCUUUUUUGGUUGAUGUAUAUUUGUUUGAAAUCUAUUUUGGACAUUUGACUUUCUCCCAAACAUUUUUUUUGGCUCUCUAAAUAAAGCUUGCCUUGUCUGGCACCAUG
Molecule: messenger RNA, 3827 nt
Organism: Esox lucius (northern pike)
Lineage: Eukaryota; Metazoa; Chordata; Actinopteri; Esociformes; Esocidae
Gene: rnd1b
Product: Rho family GTPase 1b
Exons: 5
Coding region: 157-855 (232 amino acids)
Biological process (GO): small GTPase-mediated signal transduction
Molecular function (GO): GTP binding; GTPase activity
Source: RefSeq, a predicted model, not a curated record